AUGCAGAGAAUCGUCGAAACAGGAAUCGUUCCUUGCGACGGAAUCGUUCAGCAAACACUACGUGGGUUCUUAUGUGGACAUGGUAUAGUACCUGCACUGAGAGAAUUGGCUUCAAAAGACGAUUAUGAGCCACGUGCAAGACCUCAUCCAAAGGAUACUGGUAGUAAGAAACUUACAACUGCUCUUGUGGAGCUUUUCAAAGAGAAUGCGCUUCUGGGAGAGGGAAUGGACUUUUGCCACAGUCUCCAAGAUCCAGAAAAGGAGAAAGCUUUGCGCAUUGAAUUUGUUCCGGGCAGCAACGUUCUGGUCCAACUGCCUUUGAAGGAGAGGGAUGUCUUCUUUAUGGAGAGCCAAGGAACAGACGAUCGGCCAUAUCUUACGCAGGACAAUUUUCCCGAUCACAUCGGAAUUCCUGAAGAUGUCUUACUUGAAGCUUGUCCUUUCAUACGCUCGGCAUUCGGCGCAAAGGAUAUUGGCAAAUUUGUCUACCCUGAUGAUACUUGCCUGUACGACCCCGCGUACACAUCAAACCGAAAGAGAUGCAUUCGUGACACCGAACUCGUAUAUAUCGCUGAUCUGAUCGCUUCAUCCUAUGGGCGUACCGCACAGCAUUAUCAUUCCUUGAGCGAUUUAAAACAGAUUGAUAGCUGGCCAAAGGAGAAAUUGUGGGAGCAUACUAAAUCGUGGGCUAUAUUUUUAAGAGAGAACCACUUCAGUGAGCGCAUAUCAUCAAAUGACGAGCUCGAUGAACUAUGUAUGCUUGCUGCCUUUUUCGAGGCUAAAAAUAAUGCAACCACCGCUUUAAGGAAUGUGUAA
Molecule: messenger RNA, 816 nt
Organism: Botrytis fragariae
Lineage: Eukaryota; Fungi; Ascomycota; Leotiomycetes; Helotiales; Sclerotiniaceae
Exons: 2
Coding region: 1-816 (271 amino acids)
Source: RefSeq, a predicted model, not a curated record